CCGCGUUGUCCCUCAGUGGCUACAUCGGCACCCCUUCUUGCCUUCUUCUCUUAUCCUCAGCCUGGUCUGCUGCAUUGCCCUACCUGAAUCAGCCUCUCGCCUGCCACAAAAGUCGCGUUCACUCACGAAAAGCAGCGCGCCUCAAGUAGCCACUAGUCAACCUUGUUGUCAGCACAUCUCCGCAUCUUAUCGGGUCAACCUGCCCAUCUAUCCGCGCAUCGUCACCUACAUUUCCACCCAUCCUCUCCACUAUGCCAUCCGACGAUACAUCUUCUACCUCCGACUCCGAACUUUCCCUCUCGAAGCUGUCCCUGCAUUCGAACGGGUCGCAAUCCGAACUCGACUGGGACCGCUCCAUCUCCGUCGAGGGCUCAAUGCCACCAUCGCCAGGGGGAUCCAAGCCACACAUCACGCCCCGGAAUUCGAUAUUAUUCCCCGCCAAUGGUGAUGACGACCAGGAUGCCACCCCCGGCCGCGGCAAGCCGGGUAAGCGCUCACUAAGUGAGCUCAUGCGGCUGCAUGCGGAGAAGGGAACGGACUGCACCUUUAGCCCCGAAGAGGCUGCACGCGUGGCGGAUGUCCUGCGGGAUUGGAUCAACGCUGGCUCGUCGCCGUAUGAGGGCGAAGACGACUUCUUCUCUCGAGACGACUUGGAUGUUCCUUACAAGGGGAAUCCUGCAUCGGCAAUCGAGGGGCGACCGCGCGGUCGUAGCGACCUUGGUGGCACAUUAUCACGGCCCACGAGUGCUGCCGGCUCGGUCAAGUCAUAGCCCGGCAGAGCCUAGUCGGAUCGUCUCUUGCACUUUUUCUCUCGAUUACUCGUUAAGCAACUUGCUUUCCUCUGCUUUGACUUACGAACUGCAAUGACCGUUACGAUUUGCGAAGAUUACGACCUCUCAUGACCCCGAAUGUAGUCCUUAGACUCUCUUCCGCUCCGUGUUGUAGUCUUGCUGUUUUCGUCUUUGCAAUGGAGGCCAGUUUCACGAUUAGGAAUCACAGGAGUACAAUGGGGCCAUCCUAGGGAUCUUUGACCAUGAUAUCUAUUAAUGCUGAAAUCCGUCGAAGAUAGUUGCAACGAGUGAAAGCCCCGCUGCGGUGGACGGCACUCGGCUAGCAAGACGAAGACAUUCGGGCAGUGUUCCUCUACCACUUCUGAGAUCAACACUGUAUGGAAAAUCCUUACUUCGGUCGGAUGGCACAGCACUGGAUAGCUGAAGCCUAGGUUUCUGCGACCCGAAUCCCAGACCGGAGCAAAGUCGGAGUUUCUUAGCGCCCUUCAGCACUCGCCAGGGCUAAGAUAGCACGACAGAGAGACUUCAUUCUAGCAUCUUUGUAUAGGCGAAAGAGUAUAUCCGAGACACUGUCAAUAGCGCUUGUUCUCAAACUAGCAAGUGCGUAUUACUUAUGCGAUUCUGAUGGGUUCUUGAGUGUCGUACUUAAGUCACGCCAUGCGGCAUGGAAGGCCAAUGCACAGGCCCAAACAUCGGGAGCGGUCCAACCGAGUCGUGUCCACGACGAUCGCCUGUAGGGCGCCAGUGCCUCUAGGUCUCCGACUCGCAAGUUCAAGCUUUCCCCAGGCGGACGAAUCGUCUAGGAGGUGCCAAAAAUACCGUUCGGCCCGAUGAUGAACCACAGGAGAACGCUCAACCAAUUCGGUGUCGCGGAUGACAUGAGGAGAGUUGUGAA
Molecule: messenger RNA, 1686 nt
Organism: Mycena citricolor
Lineage: Eukaryota; Fungi; Basidiomycota; Agaricomycetes; Agaricales; Mycenaceae
Source: the annotation of a GenBank genome assembly